AUGAAUGAAGGAAGAAGCAUUAUGAUUCUAAACCAUGUGACACAUCUAGGGAUUCUUUGCUUUUUUAUUAUAUACUCAUUUUCCAGGUCGUUCGCCCCCGAAAUACAGGAUGGUAGAGAUGAUGGCAUAGUAGAAACUGAUGAACAACGGGGACUAGACACCGAACGCAACGAAGCCGUUAGCACAUAUAAAACAUCUGAUGGUGACUCUGAUCAGUACAUCUCUGGAGCAUCUAAGACAGUGAGCCCAUUUCGUGAGCCUCAGCCGUGGUGCAUGUUGCCGUCAGGCUUUUGGAAUAUAUGGGAGGACGAGGAUAACAAAGAUGCGGCUUAUGUCACUAACUGCGCCACAGUAUACAGUGUUAUACGUGCCAUUCGUGGGGGAUUGAUUUCUACUGAAGAAGAAGACGAGUAUAAUCCUGAUUGCCUUUUAAUCACGUACAAGGACAUCACUGAGGCCAAGCACCGUCUUUUGGGUUUAAUAUCGUCUUUUAUAGCCUCGUGUAAUGCUUGCUCGCACCAUGUAGUAGGUGGUCUUAGCAAAUUGGGUGCAGCGGCGUGCCCCUAUACUAAAGUGAAGUCUGCUGUGGAUGAAUUUGUUAACCAUUGUGGUUGUAUGAAGCACUAUUCGCUCUGCUGGGAAUGCAGCGUAUGUGUUUACAAGAGAGAGGUCGUUAAGGAAAAAACAUGUAAAACUUCCCCAACGCCAUCACCACCCGCUACUACACAUGAUUCCGUUGCCGAUAGGCGUGGCAGUGCUGCUCCAAUGCAACAGGAAUCCCGAUCGUCGCUUCAGGGCAGUGGGGGGUCAAAAGGUGUAGAUGCGCGUUCCGAAGUGGAGUCAUUGGCAUUAAAGGCGGUUAAUUGUUAUAUGAGCAGGCAACUUUCCACCUGUGUCGAUGAAGCACAUUCACUCGCCUAUAACAUACGACAGUGCCCAGAUUUAUCUGAUGAUCUUGAUGAUACUUCAUUAGUUAAAUCUGCCGAAGUUCUCGAGCGAUUUUUGCAACAACUAUUCGUUUUGCUCACCUACUUGCGUCUUGUCAAUGAGUGGAUUGUGUUGUGUCAAUCUUUGGAAACAAUUCUUGGGGGAUGUGCUGGACUAAUAAAAAAUGUAAUGAAGAAGUACGAAUGUUGCAAGAAGGGAACAUCCCCAAUGCGCUCCAAUGAGCAUGCAACGUGUGGCUGUGCGUGUCUCUUGCUUUUGGUACAAUGCGUUAAAGAAAUACACCAAUUGCAAUGUGAAUUGACGGAAAAGAUUAUAAAAGGCUCGUUCAAUUCUGAAUACGAUCGUAUGCCGUCCGUCGCACAUGUACGUGCGUUAAUGUUGUUGUUUUUUAGCUUCGAGCAGAUAUUGAGUUCAAGUUUAGCCACCGAUGUGGGCGAUUGUGAUUGUCGGCUUAUUAAAGAUGACAGCAAUGCUUGCCGUUGUCGGGUAUUAUGUAGGCGUCUGUGUUGUUUGCUGUCGGAAUGGCUUGCUGACGUGCAAUCAUCAAUGCAUCGGGGAGACAGUCUACUUCGUGAAACAAUUCAUGUCGUUUCUGAUGUUUUUUCUACUCCAAAAGUGGAUUUCAACGUCGAUACACCCGACUAUAUGACAGUGUUCCGUCGGUUUGUAUCCAUUGCUCGAUUUACAGCAGACUUUAGAUCUAAGAUGUACACGGCUAAUUAUUUGGACACAAAAGGUAACAUGGCAACGGAUAGCACGUUAGGCAACAUCACUCUUGCUGAUCUCAAAAUGUGCUGUAAAUGCGAUAAUAAAUGUAAUGAAGUUAGUAAUGACGAACCUAAUAGUAAGGCGUGUAAUUGCUUUAUAAGAGACUGCAAGGAGUGUAGAAAAGGCGACGCAUGUGCCAUGAGUAUAUUGGAGUCGCUGCCUUCACUUGCUUCGAAAUCUUUUGACGUGCCCAAUUGUUUAACUAAAGCAUGCUCAUCACUUUCGACGAUUCAGGAGAAAUUAGCAGAUGUAUGCAAAACAGUUUCUGAUGAACUAAAAUGUACGAACAGUAUUGCGUCAAAGGUUACAGAAUUUCUUAAUCAAGUCGUUACCCCAUCUGGAAAAUCAUCGUUGUCACCAAGUACGCAUAAAUGUGGAUUGUGUAAUAUUGAAUGUCAUCACAAAGGAUUAGCUCUGUUUCUUCUCUACGGUUGCAAUAUGGCAUCCAGUGAUAUGGCUUCAGAAACAUGCGCUGUUGAUUCAUGUGCAAUCCCGAGUCACGAAAACGGUGAAGGAAAUUGUAAAUCAUUAUCUUGUAUCGUAAAAAAGUUUUUCACCACCGUUUGUGGUACAACCGCUAGUAGUGAUAGUGCGUGCAAAUGUAAAGAUAAGGGAUCCGAAGGCUGCUGUUGCAUGUGGAAAGAGAGCUUAUGUAGCGUUUUGUGCCAAUGUUCAGUUGAAUUGCAGAAAUUACAGGAAACAUUGGGGAGUAGUGAGGGAGGUGCGGGUGGUAGCAAUGGAUUAAUUAGUGAACUGAGAAAACUUUGUGAUACUGUUGAUUGUGUAAAGUGUCAUCUGGCUGAUAUAGAUUCAUCUACUCAAGAAUUAAGGGGUGCUUAUGCGCGAUACCACGAUUACCUUUCUAGCCUGGCAGGCUAUAUUUGCAACACAUUUAGUGUUGAGGUGAAACACAUUUGUUCUUUGCAAAUGUUUUUAGACCAAAAUGGUGUUGCAUAUCAAUCUGCCAUAUCUUCAAUGUCGAAGAUAGUAGAAGCCACUUCUGAUCUGUCCAAUCAACACGAAAGUGGAAUAUUCAAAUUGGAUGACGGAGUUAAUACCCUCACUUCAAAUCUAAAUGAGGCAUGUGACAGGCUUCAGUCGCUGCAAAGUGAGGUUGGGAUAUCUUUGAAGGGGCUCGAUGCGGAGAAACGCAAUUUUACUAUUACGCCAACUCCUACACAGCAGUUUGGUUUUAAGCGUCGUCGAAUGACACAACAGAAGGCAAGUACAUCAUUGAAGGAUUAUGUAAGAUAUUUUGAUGCUGCUUGGUUCUUGUGUUUAGCACUUUGUUUCGUCUACGGUCGUUACUAUGUUUCUAGUAAAAACUGGUUGUAUGUCAUAAGCCGUAAUUAUGUUCUGUUGUUCACAAUAAAAGGAGUUGUAAUGUUUAUUUCAUACGCAUUGCUACUAACUACAUGUCGCAGCUACCAGGGAUACAUGAUUAACAUAUCGUUGUUGACGGGAUUAUUGAUGGCGAUAUUCAUGUCUUUUGUUAGUCAGUGGUGGAAUUAUACGCUCUUCGUGAAGCAACAUGCGAAACCCAUUGACCGAUGGUUUCGCGUUAUGUACCCUGCAUCUGCGUAUGGGACGGAUGUGUCGGUAUUCACAUGGGAUCAGGGCUUGUCAAACAUGUUAAAAGCGGACAUGAAUUACAUGAAAAAUAUUUUUACGAUAAGUGGCUCAGUUAUAUACAAUCAUGAUCCGUUUGCAACCUUGUUCGAUGACUACUUUAGUUUUUCAAACAAGCCAAUCAGCUUCCUCGGUUUAUGUGACUGGACUUCCUUCGAAAACCAGCUCCGUAACACUGUUAUCGAUGAAGCCGAUGAGGACACGUUCGAUGGGAUACUCGAUUACAUUGCGUUCAAAAAGGCCUCCAUUAUAGAUCUUGACUUUCUCUUCAGCGGUCCUGUAUCGAACAUCGACAAGGUACCCCUAGACCUUUUGUGGUCGGCCUGGAAUAUGAAAGAGGUUCUCACGUUGGAACGUUGUGUGGCUUAUUCCAUCCUGGAAAUUGUAUAUAGAGAUGUUUAUGGCGAACUACUUUUGUGGGUAGCCAGUGUUGUACCUGAAGAAGGUAACCAUAUGAUUUUGGAUACCUUCGAUGUGAAAGAGCGGCAUACACUAGCGCAUGAAGCCCUCUGUGUGCCUAAUUUGGCAGGCGUAUACGUGAAAGAGAUACAGAUAAAUGCAAUGUACGAUUUGUUCAGAAGCGCAUUCCUGCGAAAGUGGUCCGACCACCGGGCUGAAAAUGCACACAUGAUAGUUUUCCCUGGAACGGAUGACCCAACAUCAGGUAUACCCGUCGUUGGAAGUAGUCUGCUCUUUGAGCCUCACUUGCUAUCGUCAGCGAUUGAAUCAUGGCGAGAAUCGCGUGAGGAGGUGUGUGAUAAACUGUAUGGUGGCAACUCAGCGUGCAAAAACAUGGUUACCUCUACCACCGAUCUGAUUAAGAAUUACCUCUCAGAGUCGGCGGUCGGCAACAAAGCGCUCUUAUACACACACCUUUUGAAAUAUGUGGAAACAUCGAGAUGCUCACACCCAUUCACAGGUAGGGGGAAUGCGAUUCAGUCGGCGGAUACCGAUUCCUCUACUGAUGUUACGUUAGAACAUGCUGCUGAUCAUCAUGACCACAAAGAUGCAACAUCACAAUCUAUGUUGUUGCUUCCAGAUGUUGUUGCUUCCACGAAUGACGAAAGCCUGGAGGUGGAUAACCAGGGCCGUUACUUCCUGGGAUACUGGCUCAAGCACGCUGGAGUUGCAAUAACCACUGAUGAUGUCAAGCGAAUAUUGGCUAACAUAUCGGCUGAGACAAACGCAAAAUAG
Messenger RNA from Babesia ovata, 4539 nucleotides. Its product is annotated as Cytosol aminopeptidase catalytic domain containing family protein. The transcript has a single exon. The coding region runs from base 1 to 4539 and encodes 1512 amino acids. Lineage: Eukaryota; Apicomplexa; Aconoidasida; Piroplasmida; Babesiidae. The record is from RefSeq and is a predicted model, not a curated record.